Messenger RNA from Poecilia reticulata (guppy), 3100 nucleotides. It is a transcript of the gene tpbgl, whose product is annotated as trophoblast glycoprotein like. Gene Ontology annotation, biological process: negative regulation of canonical Wnt signaling pathway. The record is from RefSeq and is a predicted model, not a curated record. Lineage: Eukaryota; Metazoa; Chordata; Actinopteri; Cyprinodontiformes; Poeciliidae. Gene Ontology annotation, cellular component: plasma membrane. Gene Ontology annotation, molecular function: protein binding.
UUCUGGACGUGCCCCUGCCCGUGUGGUGCGUGUGUGCGGCUCUCGCUCUCCCUGUGUGUGACAGGCGUCAAAAAUACCGCCGAAGGAGCUCAGCAGCUUCUCCACGCAGCUGUCCAACGCUCAGAGGCGCAAAGAUCCCAGAGACAGACCGAGGUGACAAUGGCUGGAGAGUUUCUCAUCUCCUGAUUGUUAGAAAGAAGCGCGUCGCUUUCAGCGCGGACUGACUCGACUUUACGUCAUAAUUUGAAGCUUUUAGACAAGCAGUGAAUGAAAAGAUGUGGAUAACUCGUAGUGCCGAACAUUUAAGCGGUGUUUUCUCUGUUUGGAAUCAGUGGGGUUCGCAUUGCGUAGCGCUGCUGUGUUUAUUGUCUUCGCCAGUCAGGACAGAUGACGCCUGCCCGUCUUCUUGCAGCUGCGCCAGGGACUCGGGGACCGUGACCUGCUUACCUGAUGGGGGCCAAACCGAUCGACCUUCGGACAUACCAACAUGGACGUCCACUUUGAUACUUAGAGGUAGAAACAUCUCAACUUUACCUCAAGGCGCGUUCACUGUCAACGGCACCGAGUUGGAAAUGGUGACACUCUCGCUUUCCUACAACGGGAUACAGACUAUUGAGCCGUACGCGUUCCUGGGACUCACCCGCUUACAUUUGUUAGACCUGAGCCAUAAUCAGCUGGAAACUAUCUCGUCCAGGGCUUUCCACGGACUGACGGAGCUGCGCUCUCUUUUUCUCAAUUACUCUGUUUCGCCCGAUGCCACAGCGCAGCUUUCAUCCGCGCUCGGCGCGCAAAGUUUGCGGAACCUCCACAGACUGGAGCUGGCGGGGAAUAGACUAAACUCUAUACCCAUGGAAAGGUUAGAUAUGUAUAACUUGCACUUUUUAGUCCUCACAAAUAACUCAAUUGAGAACAUUGGGAGAGAAAACAUAUCUAGUUUGUACCAGCUGAGACGAAUACGCGUCUACUUGGCUUUAAAUCCGUUUCGAUGCAACUGCGAACUGGAAGUGUUUUACUAUUGGUUAAAAAACUCAUCGCAGUGUCAGGAUGCUGAGCGGGUGUUUUGCAGUGAGCCGGAAGCGCGGAGGGGGGUCCCCGUGGAGAAGCUGCGGGGAGAGGAUGUGGAUUGUAUGAACGAGAACCUGGAGGCAGUCUCAUACGUGUUCCUCGGCUUAGUGCUGGCUCUGAUCGGAGUGGUGUUCCUCAUGGUGCUGUAUUUGAACCGGGGAGGCAUCAAACGGUGGCUCAAUAACAUCAGAGAGGCGUGCAGGGACCAGAUGGAGGUUUACCACUACCGCUAUGAGCAGGACUCUGACCCCAGGUUGGCCAACGUGGCUGUUUAGCUCAAUGAAUCAAGAUGCUCAUGAAAAAGGGGAGAAAACUGGUCUAUAACUUGAUGAAAGCAAGAGACAAGUGCAUCUCAGUUAAAUAGAACAUCACUGACAGUUCAUUUCAAUAACAACUUUUAUGGUUAGAGCUUUUGGGUAAUGAAAAUCUAAAUUUCAGUUUCUCAGAAAACUAACACAGUCAGGAGGAAAACUUUAAAGUUAUCCAGUCACUGAUACAAGCCACAAAAGUUCAGCGCAAAAUAAGCUGGUUGUUAGGGGAAUCCCUUUUUCAAGCUUAAUAUUAAAAAGUUAAGUGGAAGGAUAAAGUGCAAUAGAAAAGGUGCACAAGCAACACCAAGGAAACCACACACAGAUGUAUCCUGGACAUUGUCUACAAAAGUGACCUCCUGCUUUGCAUUGUGCUGGAAACAAGCAGGGGAUUCCCUCUGGACACACACAUGUAUGAGCAAGAACUUGGAGAUGGUUUUAUGCCUGUUGAUCUGCAUAAUGCUAAUCCAGAUAAGAGUGAUAUUUUGAUGAUGCUGUAUGUGACCUGGGAAGAACCAGAAGAACCUGUAAUGAGCAGGACUCAGAUCCCAGGCCGGCCAAUGAGGUUGUUUAACCGGAGCCAGUCUGAGUAUAAGAGGAGCCACAAGCUGAAUUUGCUGGGCCUACUUACAUUGUUCACCACAGCAUUAAUGUGUUCAUUUGUAUGAACAUUUUGCAUGUAUGACAACAUGUUUUAGGUUUAGUGAAUCAAAUAUGACUCCCCUAAAGAGACUGUCAGUCAGUUUGCAUUGUUUAUGUAAGAAAUUGCAUUUGACAUGAAGUCUUUCUGGACAUGACCGUUGUACAUAUCUUGUAGAAAUUCGGUUAUUUUUCUGAUUUACUCAUUUGCUCUUGCAGUCAUGUUUUGUGUAUAGUGACCUGUGUUGAAGUACUAGUUGAAUUAUGUUGUGCUUACAACACAAUAUUCAAAAAACUAUGAAUUACUUAUUGAGAUUUAUAUUGGAAUCAAUUGCAAUGUCAACAAAAAUAUGAAUUAAGCUCAGACAUUUACAAUAACUCAAUAAACUACAGUAGAAGGAUUAAUUUAUGGCUAUCCAGCUAUAAAAACUUAUGGGACUUUUAUUACGUCUUAAAACAUGCUUCAAAACUUUUAAUUUACAUUUGAAUGAAGAAGUAUGAAUUAUUUAGAGAACAUGGGAUCUUGCUAAACUCCCCAUGCUGGCAUUGGGAGCCCUUAACAACGAAUUGAUUCUCACGCAUUUGGAAAGUUUUAUGUUUAAAUACUCUAGAUAAAUCAGGUUUCUGUUAUGAUGUGAAAUAACAGAAGAGAAAAGAAGUCAGGAUUUAAUAGAACUACAUUUUAAUCAAGAUUAUGAAAAAUAUAAGGGGCAGAAAAUGGGUUCUUUGUGGUUAUUUCUAGAUGGAGAUCCAGACAAGUAAAUGACUUUUCUGAUAAUGCUUUCACAACUGAAAUGUAAACUUCUGAGGAGAACUGCACUUUUCAUACAGAGGGCUUAAUGGGAUGUAUUUUUCAAUCUGAAAAGCUCAAAUAAAAUUGUGACUCAGCUACUGUUAUUCUUGGAAAAGUAGUUUGCUGCAGGCUCACAAGCCCUGCAGGGAGAACAAGAUUAUUCUGUCCUGGUUUAUUAGGUGGAGUGCAAAUUAUAAGAGAGAUGAUGACAUUAGCAGGCUGGUGUAUUCAUCAGAGUGCCAUGUUUGUUGUAAGAAGUACAGCUGAAAUAAAAUUAAUCUUAUACAACUUGAAA